GGUGCUGUCUUCCUGCGGAGAGGCCUUCGUUUCGUCCUCGUCCUCGUCUCGUCUCGAUCAAUCGUCGCGUCUAUUGCUGCUGCUGCUGCUCCUCCUCGGCCUCGGCGGCGUCAUCGUCGUCGUCGUCGUUGUGGUUGUGGUCCUGCCAGUGAUUUCACCGUCGGCAGCGAGGAUAUCGCUUCUUGUUGGGGGAGAGUCUGAUUUGAUCGAGCGGUUCGUCGAGGCGAGGCGGGGCGGGCGGGGUGGAUCGUGCAGAGAUCAAGAAGAUUUGGAUCGAAGGAAGGAGAGAGGGAGAGGGAGAGAGAGAUUGAGAGAGAUUGAGAGAGAUUGGGAGAUUAGAGGAGGGAGGGAAGGAGUGAGAAGAGAAGAGGAUCACGAUGAGGAAAGUGGACAAUGCGAGUCAGAGCGCAGGAGGAUCGUUCAAUAAUUAUCAGUUCGAUUUUGGGCUGGGAGGAAGCAAGAGCUCGUCGAACGCACCGCUCAAAGAUCAGAAGCCUUCAGGUUCAUACUCGCAACCUUGGAGUACACCCGUAGCACCUAAAGCUGCACCGUCGCACACGUCGACAGGUUGGUCGCCGUAUCAGUCGUCUACCACCACCACUUCUAGUUCGGGAUGGGCGAGCCAGUCGAAGCCCGCGGGAGGACCCUCGGGCGGCAGCUCUUGGGGCGGAGGUGGAUCUUCGACGACACCCCAGACCUGGGCCGGGUACAAGCCUAUGACUCAGCCCGUGGGCCGUCCCUCUCCCAUGUCCUCGCAGCCCUUAGGAGGCAUGAACUCCAUGAAUGCAGCCGCUAACCCUUCCUACCGAUCAGACAAUGUCUCUAAGUUUGCCGCUGCGGGAAUUGCUGGUGUCACCGAAUCCAAGAGUGCUGAUGUGUUUGGGGAUUUGUUGGGGGCCGCGCUUAAUCGGUCUAAUACUCCUCUGAAUAAAGUUGCUCCUAAAACCUCGUAUUCCAUGGGAAAUUUAGGUGCUGCUCUGCCCAAGAAUCCGGAGGAGUUUGUACGACAGGCCACGCCUCCUCUAUCCAGCAGUAAAUCCACGGAAUCGUUCUUGAGGAACAAUGUUUCUCCCUCUGCCGGGGGUAGUCCGUUCCCCGACAUCAGUGGUAAGCCAAGCUCUUCCUUCUCGGAUGAUGUCUUCGGUUUCGGUAGAUCUUCAUCUGCCCCUCCUCCUGCGGCGAGUGUGGGGUCUGCAGAUGCUGCAUUUGGUUUUGGUGGUUCUUCAAGUAGUACUGCAUCAUCUGGAGGAGAUCCUUUCGCUUUUGGGUCUCGGGGCAAGAAUGCCAUUGCAACUCCUCAAGCAAAAGCGUCUUCUGCUCCCAUGGCAGACCCCUUCGAUGUUUUUGCUCAGAAGCAAACGCCUUCUACUCACAGGAAGAUAGCUGACCCUAUGGAUGCCUUUUUCACCAAGUCUACGGCCCCCACUUCGAAAUCCCCUCCCUCAGCUCCAGCAGCAGCUGCAGAUGACAGUUGGGGAAUGUUUGGCGGUGGCUCUACGGCUGCGUCCCGAGGCGGUGGCGGUAGCGAGCCUAGCACAACGGAACUAGAGGGAUUACCUCCACCUCCUGGAGGUGUCACUGCGGAAUCAGCCUGUGAGAAAGGAUCAGACUUUUACAAGAAUGGUCAAUUUCCGGACGCGAUCAAGUGGCUCACUUGGUCCAUGGAGUUAGCUGCUGGCGAUAAGGGACUGAGUGUGAAGGUUCUCACAUGCAGAGGCUCGUGCUUCAAGGAGAUUGGAGAAAUGAAGAAGGCGGUUGAAGAUUGUUCCAAGGCAAUCGCGUUGAAGCCCAACGACACGACCUUAAUUAUGCAGCGGGCCAGUUUGUACGAAAGCAUGGAGAAGUACAAGCUUGGAGUAGCAGAUUUGAAGAUGGUGACGAAGCUAGAUCCGAGUAAUAGGCUGGCCGUUGCGACACUAGUCCGGCUUCAGAAAAUGCUUGACCAAUAGUAAGUUUUCUGAGCCUUCGCCUGAACCCCAGCAGACUUCUGAGACAGUGUGCCGCUCUAUAUAUAAUGUAGUAGAUUGAAUCUGUAGAAGGAGAAGUUGGCCGUCACUCAGGUACUGGUGUCAUGAGAUUGUCACUGGUUAACUGUAUAGUUCGAUUCAUUAGCCAUUCUUUUCAUUUGCAAGUUUGACAUCGAAGCAAACUUGCAGGUGUGUGUACCGUUCUCACUAGGAGCUUUGUUUACAUAGAAUGUUUCCACCUCAGCUCUUCGAAAGCAGAGGUCCUUUUAGCUCUAUUGAAAGCUAAUUUUUAUCAGAAGUUUGAGGUUGCCCGUCUUUGCCGUUUUUGGUGAUAACGUAUUUCACUGAAAGAGAUUAUGAUUCACGUCUUGCGACAUCGUGCACG
This is a messenger RNA of Marchantia polymorpha subsp. ruderalis, 2352 nucleotides long. The record is from the annotation of a GenBank genome assembly. Lineage: Eukaryota; Viridiplantae; Streptophyta; Marchantiopsida; Marchantiales; Marchantiaceae.